Colletotrichum destructivum is the source of this 1464-nucleotide messenger RNA. Its product is annotated as Putative Ion channel regulatory protein, UNC-93. Lineage: Eukaryota; Fungi; Ascomycota; Sordariomycetes; Glomerellales; Glomerellaceae. Bases 1 to 1464 code for a protein of 487 amino acids. The record is from RefSeq and is a predicted model, not a curated record. Gene Ontology annotation, biological process: transmembrane transport. The transcript has 4 exons. Gene Ontology annotation, molecular function: transmembrane transporter activity.
AUGGCUGAAGAAUCACCCAAGUCUGCGCCUGCAGACGUCCAGGACGUGGUCUCCGAGGAGGCGGCUGUCAAGCGUGUGUGGUAUCACAGCACCCUCUUCAAUGCCUUCGUGAUCGGAGGAGUCGGCUUCAUGGCCCCCGGCCUGUGGAACGCAAUGAACGCCCUCGGCGCAGGCGGAGCCCAGGAACCGUUCCUCGUCAACGCCGCCAACGCCCUCGUGUUCGGGCUCAUGGGCUUCCUCUGCCUUUUCGGUGGGCCCAUCGCAAACCGCAUCGGGCUCUCGUGGACGCUUCUGUUGGGCGCCGUUGGUUACCCCCUUUACUCGGCCGGUCUCUACACCAACAACCGCUUCGGCAACGUCUGGUUCGUCCUUGUUGGAGCGGCCGCCUGCGGAAUCUCUGCAGGCCUCUUCUGGGCGUCCGAAGGCGCCGUAGCCCUCGGGUACCCCGAGCCAUCAAAGCGCGGCAAAUACAUGAACAUCUGGCUUUGGUUCAGAACGGGUGGCCCUCUUGUUGGCGGUGCCAUCGUCUUGGCCCUGAACAACAAUGCCGCCGCGAAGACGAAGGGUAAGGUCGGUUCCCAGACCUACCUGGUCUUCAUUGCGCUCCAAUGCAUGAGUGUCCCUCUCGCCCUUGCUCUCUCUCCUCCCGAGAAGGUCCAACGCUCCGAUGGCAGCAAGGUCAUCAUCAAGGCCGAGAAAUCCUUCAAGGCCGAGUUUCAAGCGCUGCUCCGCGUCUCGAUGCGAAAGGACGUCCUCCUCCUUCUACCGAUCUUCUGGGCCGCCUACUUCAACCAGUACAGCGGAAACUUCCAGUCGUACUACUUCGGCGUCCGCGCCCGCGCCCUCAUCGGCUUCGUCAGCAACUUUGGCACCCUCCUCUCGUCGCAGAUCAUCAGCAUGCUCCUAGACCACAAGAAGUUCAGCGUCAAGAAGCGCAUCAAUAUCGGCUUCUACUACGUCAUCGCGUGGCACGUUAUCGCCUGGGUUUACGGUUGGGUCAUCCAGGAGAAGUACACUCGCAACCCCCCCGCCUAUGACUGGGAGGAUAAGGGCUUCGUUGAGGGCUUCUUCGUGCUCCUGCUGUGGGACUUUGCCCGCCAAGCGCUCCAGAACUGGCUGUACUACCUCUUGGCCACCAAGACGGACAACAUCUCCGAGCUCGCGCGCUUCUCGGGCAUCUUGCGAGGCCAGGAGAGCUUCUCUCAGGCCAUUUCGUUCGGCAUCAACACCCAGAAGUGGAAGGGAGGACGAGUUCCGUUGGCUAUUAACACUGCUCUUUUGGUUUUGGCCGUCUACCCCACGUGGCUUGUUGUCAGAGACCAUGUCCCCAUCGAGGAAGACCAGAUUGCAACCGUUGAAGAGCAGUCGCAGACGGGUGAGAUCGCCGAGACAAGGUUGUCUUCUGACGAGAGGAAGGAGUUUGCCAUUGGCCAGACAGGUCUCGGAAGAGACGCGAAGAUGUAA